GGUGCGAGGGGCUGGUAUCAUUGCGCGCUGCGAGUGGAAAGUAGAUCCGGCAGGCGAGGGGCAGGUUCUGGAGCCAAAGCAGAGAGGGGGGCCACAGCCGCACUUUAGCACAGCCAGGAACAGGACCACUUUGGAGCUUCGAAGAGCAGCGGCCGUCCUGUCCUGUCCUGUCUAUCACACCGCCGUCGCCUGAAUUAGUCUUCCACUCGCGAUGAGCGGCCAAUAGAGAGGCGCGCUUUUCGUUUGUCAGCGGAGAGCACCGACAUCAUGUCCGAGAGGCUGGCACGGCUCGCGGUGACCCUACUGCUCUUCGCCCUGUGCGUCGCCGUUCAGCGGGCAGACUCUGCGGCUUGCCACGGAUGUGUGGGAUCCAAAUGCGACUGCAGCGGAGUCAAAGGAGCAAAGGGUGAGCGGGGUUUCCCGGGUCUCAGCGGACAACCAGGAGUGCCGGGCUUCCCGGGACCGGAAGGGGCGAUCGGACCUCGCGGAGAGAAGGGCAGUGAUGGGCCAAUGGGUUUCGCUGGCCCAAAAGGAAUAAGAGGACCUGCUGGAUUGCCUGGAUUCCCAGGAACACCAGGACUUCCGGGUCUACCUGGGCAGGAUGGAGCUCCAGGCCCAAGAGGAACGCCAGGAUGCAAUGGGACAAAAGGUGAAAUCGGCUUCCCGGGAACCGGAGGAAUCCCAGGGCAGCCUGGACUGCCGGGUCCACCUGGUCUUCCUGGACAGAAGGGCGAUCCCGGUGACGUGAUCUCUACCAAUCGUUUUGGCGAGAAAGGAGCUGUGGGCUUUCCUGGACUGCCAGGCGUUCCUGGUCCUCCAGGACCCGCCGGUUACCAAGGUCCCUCUGGCCCUCCUGGUCCGAGAGGCUUUGAGGGUCGACCGGGUCCUCCUGGUCCUCCUGGACCUAAGGGAAACAUGGGACUGAACUUCCAGGGACCCAAAGGAGAGAAGGGUGAGCCGGGUUUACCGGGACCCGCCGGGCCACCGGGAAACGUCGGGGAACAGAAGAGGCCGACUGAGAUUGAGAUUCAGAGAGGAGACAAGGGUGACCGCGGACUUCCAGGCCUACCUGGUGAUCCCGGCUACCCAGGUCCUCCUGGUACUCCUGGCGGCCAGAAGGGAGAAAAGGGAGAACCAGGAGAGGCAGGCAAACGCGGAAAACCAGGCAAAGAUGGUGACCCAGGUCCACCGGGGUUCCUUGGUCUCAAAGGAGAACCAGGCCUGCCAGGUUCCCCGGGCAGGGACGGGGAGAGAGGUAUGAAAGGUGAACGUGGAUUCCCAGGUGCUCCGGGACUGGUCAUUAGUGGGUCGACAGGAGCGCAGGUUGGACCAAAAGGUGAACCUGGUUUCCCUGGAUCACCCGGGAUCAAAGGAGAAAGAGGACUACCAGGUGUAACAGGACCUCCAGGACAGCCGGGAUUUCCAGGUGGCGGUGGCGGCGGGUCACCAGGCUCUCCGGGCUUCCCGGGAGAGAGAGGUCAAAAAGGAGACAUCGGCAGUCCGGGGCUAUCUCUUCCAGGCCCUCCGGGGCGCCCCGGACCUCCUGGGUUGCCAGGACCACCAGGGGCCUCUGGACCAAAAGGCAUUUCCACUGGUGGAGAAGGCUGCCUCCCUGGCACUCCCGGGCGUCCCGGCCUAUCGGGAGAGAGGGGUUUCCCGGGAGAGGCAGGCCAGAAAGGUGAAAAGGGCGACACCUGUGUCAACUGCUUUAGUGGCACUACUGGCAUCCGUGGACCUCCAGGGCCUGCAGGACAACCUGGAUACCCAGGAAAUCCAGGUUCUCCGGGUAGCAAAGGAGAUAGAGGCUUCCCUGGAUCACCUGGCUCAAAUGGACCACCUGGCAUUCCUGGUCCUCAAGGUCCUCCAGGAUUCCCAGGAGAGAAAGGAGAUCCCGGUGAAGCCAUCACUGGCCCUGGUGUGAGGGGAGAGAAGGGUGACACAGGAUUCCCUGGAGCGCCUGGUCUUCCAGGUCUAGAUGGACGUCCAGGUCGGGAUGGACAGCCUGGUCUUCCGGGCCCCAAAGGAGCUCCUGGAUCUAUUCGGGACAGGGGAGAAAGAGGGAGCCCUGGUGAUCCAGGUCCUCCUGGAAUCGCGGGAGAUCGGGGCCCACCAGGACCCCCCGGCUUUGGGCCUGCUGGAUCCCCAGGAGAAAAGGGGGUCCAGGGUGUCUCAGGAAGGCCAGGAGCCCCUGGUAUACCUGGUGCCAAAGGGGAGCCAGGCUUGACAGUAGCAGAAAAAGGGCAACCAGGACCCAGAGGUCUGGAUGGUGAGCCAGGACUUCCUGGGGCACCAGGAAACCCAGGUCAGCCUGGUCAGCCGGGCUUCCCUGGAGUACCAGGAGCAAAGGGUGACCCUGGAUUGCCUGGAAUUGGACUCCCAGGACCUCCUGGAUCUAAAGGAUUCCCCGGUAUACCUGGGCAACCAGGAGCUCCGGGUGGACCGGGUAGACCUGGAGUAGACGGCCUUCCGGGCCAACCUGGAUUCCCUGGCGCAAAAGGUGAACCUGGCUUCGGACUCCCAGGUCCUCCUGGAUCUCCAGGUGUACCUGGAGCUAAAGGUUUAACCGGACCCAAGGGAGACUCCGGUUUCCCUGGAAGCCCUGGGUCACCAGGAAGAUCUGGAUUUGAUGGUGGACCAGGGCCUAAAGGUGAACCGGGAACAUCUGGUAUCCCUGGACCUCGUGGCCCACCGGGACCACCAACGCCAGGCUCACGUGGGCCUCCAGGUGCCCCUGGACUCCCAGGCCCAAUGGGCACACCUGGAUUCCCUGGAGUAAAUGGAGCAAAGGGAGACCCUGGGCCACCCGGUUUGGAUAUUCCAGGCUUGCCAGGGGACAGAGGAAGUCCUGGUUUUCCUGGUUCCCCUGGACCAAUUGGAACCCCAGGACCCCCUGGAGGCCCUGGACGAGAUGGCGUUCCAGGCCUGCCGGGUGCCAAAGGUGAUAUGGGUCCUAUUGGAUCUCCCGGAACACCUGGAGAACCUGGCGGCCCUGGGGCACCCGGUGGUCCCGGACAGAAAGGUGAAUCUGGAUUCCCUGGUAGGGAUGGUGUUCCUGGCUCUCCCGGAGCCAAAGGAGAAAAAGGCAAUGUUGGGGAACGAGGACCACCUGGAUACAGUCCACCGGAUAUUGUCGCAAGAGGAGAAAAAGGGGAAGCAGGACUACCAGGGGCACCAGGAUUUCCUGGUCAGAAGGGCAUCCCCGGUGUCACUGGUGACCCUGGACUUCCAGGAUCAGAUGGACGGCCUGGACUUCCUGGACCAUCAGGACCAAAGGGAGAUCCUGGAAUUCCAGGAGGGCCUGGCGGUCCCGGAGCUCCUGGACUAAAAGGCAGCAUGGGAGAAAUGGGAUUCCCAGGACCUUCAGGGCAGAAGGGUUUGCCGGGUCAGCCAGGUCUACCCGGCUCUCCGGGACAGCCCGGAGCCCCUGGUUUCCCGGGAGCCAAAGGUGAGCCAGGUUCUGCUGGGAUUGGACCACCUGGACCACCUGGAAUCAAGGGAGAUCCUGGCCAAUCAGGUUUCCCUGGAAGUCCAGGGCCUAAAGGGACUCCAGGAUUACCAGGUCUGCCAGGUUUACCUGGAGGACCAGGGGCCAAAGGUGAUCUAGGUCCUACAGGGUUCCAAGGGCCUCCCGGUAUUCCUGGUCCAAAGGGGUUGGACGGUGGGCCCGGAGGCCCUGGCCUCACUGGGGCUCCUGGUAGGCCGGGAGAGCCUGGCCGACCAGGAUCACCUGGAUUUCCAGGAGAGAAGGGUCAAGCGGGUCGGGAUGGCAUCCCAGGACCAGCUGGCAUCAAAGGCGAACCAGGGAUUCCAGGGUCUGGUGAACCAGGAUCCCCUGGACUUCCAGGAUUCCCGGGUGCCAAGGGAGAACCUGGCCUCCCUGGUCCUCCUGGCAGUUCUGGUUUCCCUGGUCAAAAAGGAGAGAGUGGCUUCCCUGGCUCUCCAGGCUCUCCGGGCCCUAUUGGCCCUCCUGGAACUCCGGGUCUUGGUCUACAGGGUCCCAAAGGAAUUCAAGGACCUCCUGGGCCACCAGGAAGAGCAGGCGUUCCCGGCCCACAGGGUCCUCGUGGGGCCCCAGGAAGCGGUGGCAUCAGGGGCGAGAAAGGCAUUCCCGGUGCUGCUGGCCAGCCAGGCUUCCCCGGACAGAAAGGAGACCCAGGUGUUCCUGGAUUCUCAGGUUCUCCGGGUCUUCCUGGCGGUCCAGGUCCUAAGGGUGACAUUGGUCUACCUGGCGUUCCCGGAUUCCCAGGACCGAAGGGAGACCCAGGAAUUCCCGGUGGCCCUGGCCUUACCGGUGACCCGGGAGAUGUCGGACCUCCAGGCCCAGUCGGUGAGCCUGGUUUUUCUGGACCUACCACUGUGCUCAAGGGAGACCGCGGACCCCCCGGUCCCGUUGGCCAGCCUGGUGCCGGAGGACAGCCGGGCUCCCCUGGACGCGAAGGCCUCCCAGGUCAGGCAGGUGACGCAGGCGGUCCCGGUCCAGAGGGUCCCCCUGGCUUCAGCGGCCCUCCCGGAAGGAAGGGAGACAACGGGCCCGCUGGUCAGCCUGGUCAGCGCGGUUAUCCUGGUCCUCCCGGUUCCGACGGUCCGCAGGGCCCGCCCGGCCUUCCGGGCUCGGGCUCGGCAGCGCACGGCUUCCUCAUCACCCGACACAGCCAGAUCCAGGAAGUACCCCUCUGUCCGGUGGGCACCAACCUGAUAUACGACGGCUACUCCCUGCUGUACGUGCAGGGCAACGAAAGGGCGCACGGGCAAGACCUCGGAACGGCCGGAAGCUGCCUGCGCCGCUUCAGCACCAUGCCCUUCAUGUUCUGCAACAUCAACAACGUGUGCAACUUCGCCUCCCGUAACGAUUACUCCUACUGGCUGUCAACGCCCGAGCCCAUGCCCAUGUCCAUGGCACCAAUUACCGGCGAGAGCAUCAAGCCUUUCAUCAGCCGGUGCUCGGUGUGCGAAGCUCCCGCGAUGGUGAUCGCGGUCCACAGUCAAACCAUCCAGAUUCCCAACUGCCCUGCCAACUGGGAGGCUUUGUGGAUAGGCUACUCCUUCAUGAUGCACACCAGUGCCGGCGCCGAGGGAUCUGGUCAGGCCCUAGCCUCGCCCGGCUCUUGUUUGGAGGAGUUCCGCAGCGCUCCCUUCAUCGAGUGCCACGGCAGGGGGACGUGCAACUACUACGGCAACUCCUACAGCUUCUGGCUAGCCACCGUGGACGAAGGCGAGAUGUUCAGCAAGCCCCAGUCGGAGACGCUGAAGGCGGGCAACCUGCGGACGCGCGUCAGCCGCUGCGUGGUCUGCAUGAAGAGGACGUAACGCGCCGGCGUUCGGGCGUGGCGGCCGCCGGUGGAACUCCAUCGGUCUUCAACCAGUAAAAACAACGGUGCUACUGUGCAACACAGCUUCAAAAAAAAAAAAAAAAAACUGACGUCAAGAACUUUUUUUUGCUUUGUUUUUCCUAAGAAGUACCUCAAAACAAACGCAGAAAAAAGAUCUCCCCAAAAUGGUGCCAUGAUGCAAACAUGCAUUCCCUUCGACCUCCCCUUUGGGAAGAAAAGUCCCUUUUAACAUCGUGACCUUGGUGUCCUUCCUUUUCUACACUUUUUCUUUUCUGGCGGGCGAGGGAGGGGUCCGAGGGACGGACGAACGGACGAAGCUCUCGGCGUUAACCAACGGGCACUUUGACCCGGGGACAUCCCGGAUGCCGGAUGCACUGACUAGGAGCUUUCCUUUGUAAGACUGACAGCGAGGGGCUUUUGAUUUUGACCACUUUUUCUUCUUCUUUUUUUCUACGACACGUGGUGAUACUAACCCUGCCGCAAACCUGACUGUUAACCUUUCCUUCCUUUUUUUGUAAGUAAUGAGUCAUGUGUAUAUUGUGUGAAACACCUUGAAUUAGAGGCGCAUUUGGUAACCCGCUUUUUUGGCAGGUGGCCUUCACUUACACGCAAACACGUAUUGUACAAAGUAAGGCUUCUAUGAAUGAAAACAGUAUUUUAUAUAUGAUAAAUAUAUAUUUCUAAAAAAAAAAAACUUACUCGGCAGUGGGUGUUUUACGGUCUUGCAUUUCACCAAAAAAACAAACAAAAAAAAACUACUGUGCACAGUCAAAGCCAUGUUCCCUGCGUGUCAUAUUAAAACCACUCCAACCUUUUUUGUAUUCCAUUUGUAGAACGAAUAAUAAAGCUGAAUUAAGGGGAUUUGUUUUUAGAUUGUCUGACAGGAUUUGAAUUAAAUCUUGGCUUCUUGUUACGAAAAAUCAUGUCGUGUGUUUUGUUUCGGUGAACAUUGACAGGUGCUGUUAAAUUGCACCGAAAACCUCCCUGUGUGGGAUAUG
Molecule: messenger RNA, 6328 nt
Organism: Corythoichthys intestinalis (scribbled pipefish)
Lineage: Eukaryota; Metazoa; Chordata; Actinopteri; Syngnathiformes; Syngnathidae
Gene: col4a5
Product: collagen, type IV, alpha 5 (Alport syndrome)
Exons: 49
Coding region: 268-5307 (1679 amino acids)
Biological process (GO): extracellular matrix organization
Cellular component (GO): collagen trimer; basement membrane
Molecular function (GO): extracellular matrix structural constituent conferring tensile strength
Source: RefSeq, a predicted model, not a curated record